AUGCCUAUCAUUUUAAUGGAGAUUCUUCAGAUGUUUGUCUUUCUUUUACCGGAGAAUUCUGGAGAUAGGGUUAGUUUCUCUGUCACCAUUCUUCUCUCAAUAGCUGUGUACUUGACCAUAGUAAGUGAACAAAUUCCAAAAUCAUCGGAACCUGCUAUUUCUGUAUUGGCAAUAAAACUUUUUGCUGAUCUUUGCAUUGGAUGUGUUGUUCAAGUUUUUGUGAUCAUAAGCCAGUAUACGUACACCCGAGAGAAACCAGAGAAACGAGAGGUCCAGGAAAUCGAGAAAGUAAACUGUUGUGAUCCCAAAAUCUGGGCACAAAAGAAAGACUGGACAGCUAUUGCAUACUGUCUAGAUAUAACAUUUGCCAUGGUGGCAGUUUGUGCUAUGUUGGCUUCUAAUUUGUAUUUGUUUGGUAGUUUUAUGUAG
Messenger RNA from Saccostrea cuccullata (small rock oyster), 429 nucleotides. RefSeq names its product CHRNA7-FAM7A fusion protein-like. Lineage: Eukaryota; Metazoa; Mollusca; Bivalvia; Ostreida; Ostreidae. Gene Ontology annotation, cellular component: membrane. The coding region runs from base 1 to 429 and encodes 142 amino acids. Gene Ontology annotation, biological process: monoatomic ion transport. The record is from RefSeq and is a predicted model, not a curated record. The transcript has a single exon.